AUGGCAGUCUGUUUCAAUCCUGAUGGAAACAUAUUAGCUUCUGGCAGAUUUGAUAACUCUAUUCUUCUUUGGGAUGUCAAAACAAGAUAAUAAAAAGCCUUAUUAAAUGUUCAUGCACUUCCUAGUUAGUCAGUUUGUUUCUCUUCUGAUGGUAAUACAUUAGCUUCUGGUAGUCGUGAUUCCUCUAUUCGUCUAUGGGAUGUAAAAACAGGAUAAGAAAAAGCCGAAUUAGAUGGUCAUAAAAUUUGGGUAAUGGCAGUCUGUUUCUCUCCUGAUGGAAAUACAUUAGCUUCUGGUAGUGAUGAUAACUCUAUCCGUCUAUGGGAUGUAAAGACAGGAUAAGAAAUUAAAUCCAUUGAUAAAAAUUACAAAGAUUUUUUAAUAUAAUUUAACAUUCCACUCUAUUAUAUUUGUCCUAUCUUAGAAGGUAAUAUUAAUAUUAAUCAUUUUAUAGACUAAAAUUACAUUACUACACUUCUUUUAUCCUAAUCUGCAAUAUUCUAAGCAAAAGGUGCUCUAGUUUUCAAAGGAGAAUUCAUUAAUCAUCAAGGCAUUGAUUUAAGAUCUUUAUUGAAAUACAAAGGUAGCUGGAUUUUGCAAAACCAAUUAGAAUCCAAUUAAAAAUGA
Paramecium pentaurelia is the source of this 627-nucleotide messenger RNA. NCBI's taxonomy places the organism in Eukaryota, Ciliophora, Oligohymenophorea, Peniculida, Parameciidae. The record is from the annotation of a GenBank genome assembly.